Monoraphidium neglectum is the source of this 411-nucleotide messenger RNA. RefSeq lists its product as hypothetical. The record is from RefSeq and is a predicted model, not a curated record. Lineage: Eukaryota; Viridiplantae; Chlorophyta; Chlorophyceae; Sphaeropleales; Selenastraceae. The transcript has 2 exons. The coding region runs from base 1 to 411 and encodes 136 amino acids.
AUGGCCACAGACAACGCCAUCAGCGCCCUGGGCGCCCUGCUGCAGCACCACUCGGACGUCCUGGACGGCGGCGCCGUCGCGGCCGCCUGGGUGGCGGCGCUGCCCAUCAAGGGGGACGCGGUCGAGGGCGUCAGGGCGCACGCGCAGCUGGUGGCCAUGAUGGAGGCCCAGGACGUGCGUGUGCUGGGCGCCGGCGGCAAGCACAUCCCCCACCUCAUAGGCGUCCUCACCCAGGUCCUGGGCCGCGGCUCAGAUCUGGCAGAUGGGCAGACGGCGCCCCGGGCGGUCAAGAUCCUCCAGGCGCUGCAGGCGGACCCGGUCUAUGCGCCCGCGGUGGCCGGCGCGUUCGCCGCGCUGAGCGACAAGCACAAAGCCAACUUCACCGCGCACAUGGAGGGGCGCGCGGCGUGA